UUCAGUGAACCGAUGCAUGACACGAUGCCUGAUAAAGAUUAUCUCAAAGCGUUAUGUGCAUCACACGGCAUCAAGUCUGACCAAUUAAAAUAUGAAUGUGAAAAAUUGUGUAACAUUAUACAUAAUUUUGAACACGUGGUGGAUGUUUAUCCGGCAUACAAAGAAAACGAUGUUACGAGCGUAUUUUUUAUCGUGACGGUGUCAAGACAGUCGGAUAAUCUUCCCAUACAUCUAGAUGAUUUACGUAUCGAUUGGCCAGAACAUCCCCACUUAUUGGGUAAACUUGUUGAGGCAAUACAGAAAGAAGGCAGUGAGCGUGAAGAAGGAAUCGACCUGGCACUUAUACAAAUAAACGAAAGACAUCCUGUUGAUGGAAAAUUUCCCGAAACAGAGAUAGAUAUUGAUUUUGAGUCUGGAAAGACAUUAAAACCCAGCAUACGCAAUGAUCGUUGUUACAAAUUCGGAAAGGCUUCGGGCUUUACCAAUGGUACUUUGAUCAUCACAGAACAAUUAAGUGUAAUUAAAGACGUCCUCGAUUUUCAAGGAUAUCAUUGCGUACUUUGGAAUCAAAUUAAAGUGCAGCCAUCUGGACAAUUGUUUGCUACAAAUGGUGAUUCAGGUGCACCCGUUUUCGUCAAAGAUGGUGAUGGACAACUGGCAUGCGUAGGAAUUAUUGUGGGGGGAACAACCGACGGUAUGGUAUAUGUAACACCUGUAACGAGGAUUCUACAGGAGUUUGGUAUUUCACAGUUGAAAACGUUCAUUCCGAACAUUGCAGAUUUGGCGAAAGAUAUACAUUCAAUCAAAAGGACCUUGGAGCAGUUAAGCUAUACUGUACAAGCCCAUAUGUCAAACACUUGAUCCAAAGUAAACAAAAGUCGAGUCCGGGCUUGAGCGCGAGCGGUCAUAUUAUUUAAUAAAAAUAUGAUACACAACUUUUGAAGAAAAUAAAUAGAAUCUAUAUCGUGUUUUAAAAUCUGAUUAAACAUUUUUACGAAUCUGCAAAAGGUCAAAUAUAAAAUAACUAUUACAUUUGUCGUGAAGGAUUUUAACGAUUUGUUUCCAUUUUGUAUUUCCACCGUAAAAUAUUUUAUUUUGCAUAUAGCAUAUUAUGGUUUAACUACACAAAAUUAUAACAUUUGUUUCACACAUUCUUAGCCAUAAAUUAUGGUUAACAGCAGCUAAGACCGUGGUUCGUGUGAAUAUAUUGUGUUUAAAACAAUUUCAAACAUGAUUUAAAGGUUAACCAAUAUGAAAUAGCUUUACAAAAGUACAUAAAAAUAUUGGUAAAAUCAUAAAAAAGAAAAAGAGUAUGUUGCUUUAAGGAAUGUCGACUUACGUUACAAAGUACAUGUAUAUAAAAGUGUGUGUUUUUUUAGGUUAGUUGCAUUCGUUGAGCAAAAAAAGCGCGUAUAUAAUAUGUAUGCAAUGUAUUUUAUGUUGUCGCUUAAUUCCUCAAGUUUAAGUAUAUUAUUUAAA
Molecule: messenger RNA, 1479 nt
Organism: Dreissena polymorpha
Lineage: Eukaryota; Metazoa; Mollusca; Bivalvia; Myida; Dreissenidae
Exons: 3
Coding region: 13-861 (282 amino acids)
Source: RefSeq, a predicted model, not a curated record